Micromonas commoda is the source of this 774-nucleotide messenger RNA. RefSeq lists its product with no specific name. Lineage: Eukaryota; Viridiplantae; Chlorophyta; Mamiellophyceae; Mamiellales; Mamiellaceae. Gene Ontology annotation, molecular function: protein binding. The transcript is spliced from 3 exons. The annotation marks the transcript as partial. The record is from RefSeq and is a predicted model, not a curated record.
AUGCGCGGCGCGUCGGAGAAGGAGAAGAAGUGGGUGGCGAUGCGCGAGAAGGAGAAAGGAAACGAGCUGUUCAAGGCGAAGGAAUUCCGAUCCGCGAUUGAGGCUUACACCCUGUCGUUGAAGCUGGAUCCCGACUCCCCCGCGGUGCACAGCAACAGGGCGGCGGCGUUGAUGAAGCAGGGGCGAUGGCACGACGCCAUCGCCGACUGCACGUGCGCGCUGGACCUCGAUCCGAAGUUUUUCAAGGCGCUCAUGCGUCGGGGAGCCGCGUAUUUGGAAACAGGCGAAGCGGGUUCGGAGCAACGCGCCCUCGACGACCUCACCGCCGCGGCGGCGAUCGAUCCUGCGAACAAGGAGGUGCGGAGGCUCCACGAACGGGCGCGACGCGCGGUCGUGGACAACACGACCAACGCGGCGGGAGCCGCGGAGGAGGCUAAAUCCCGCGGCAACGACCUCUUCAAGGCGAAGCGAUACGCCGACGCCGUCGUCGCGUACACCGAGGCGCUCGCGACGGACCCGACGAUGACCAAGGCGAUUUUGCUCGCGAACCGCGCGGCGACGCGUUUGAAGGUUGGUAAACACGCCGACGCGGAGAUGGACGCGAGCUCGGCCAUCGAGUGCGACGGCACCUACGUCAAGGGGUACCACAGACGAGCUCAGGCGAGGACGAACCUCGGCCUCUUCGAGCCCGCGCUCGAGGACUUCGAGCGCGUCGUGAGGGCCACCCCGGACAGUAAGACGCUGCAGGCCGAGGUCAACGCGUGCAUGCAAAAG